AUGACGGGCAAGAACGGCUACGGUGUUGCCCCCGGCGCGCAGUGGAUCUCGUGCCGCGGUCUGAGCGGGAAAACGGGCUCGACCUGGGCGCUCCUCGAGUGCCUUCAGUUCAUGAUUUGCCCGACGCUGCCGGAUGGCUCGAACCCCGACUGCUCUAAGGGCGCCCACGUCGUCAACAACUCGUGGGGUAGCAAGGAGUACAACCCGAUCUACGAAGACGCGUUUGCCGCUCUUCACAAGGCGGGUAUCAUUCCGGUCGUCUCCAACGGCAACAACGGCCCGGCCUGCGCGACCACGGGCAACCCCGGUGGGUACCCCAACGUCAUUUCGGUCGGUGCCAUUGGCUCAAGCAACAACGAACCCACGAAGCUCGCGUACUUUUCGUCCAAGGGCCCCGCCACGUACCGCGACAAGAGAGGCGUCCAGCAUACGGUUGUCAAGCCGACGAUCUCGGCCCCUGGCUAUUUCACUCUCUCAGCAACCAACCAGAGUGACCACGCCACCGCCAAUUUCGCCGGUACGUCGAUGGCCGCGCCGCACGUCGCUGGUGUCAUUGCCUUGAUGAAGUCGACCGCCAAGUGGUACACGAACGAUGUCAACAACACGGUGUACGACGGCGCGCUCAACUGCGGUGGCGUCUCGGACACGGCAUGGCCCAACAACCGGUACGGUUACGGCCGCAUCAAUGCCGACAAGAUCUUCAAGGACGGCAAGUUUGUCUCGACGCCCGCGCCAACGACCAAGGCACCAGUGUCCCAGCUCGCCAACAUCAAGUCGUUUUGCACGUACAAGAAGACGGUGCUCUCCGAGUGGAACAACCAGCUCUUCAUCGACACGAUCAAGAACAACAAGAACGAAGGCUUCGUCAUCGACCUCAAGUACAACAUCAUCCAGUCGGCGAGCUCGGAGGAUGGCUGCUUGUCGCUGAUCAAGGAUUCGAGCAACACCAACGCCGUCGCGCUCCGCGAGUGCAAGGGCGACGCGACGCAGAUCUGGAAAUUUGACACCGUCGCCAAGCGCAUCGUCCACCCGCAGUCGGGCUUUUGCUUGACGUCGAACGCCGCCAAGCUCGGCGCCGGCCCCAGCGUCGCCCCGUGCUCGUCCGGUGCCGUGAGCCAGUACUUUGACCAGUGCGACAACGUCAAGGAGAAGAGCUACGUCAAGCUCAUCACCAAGAACAACAAGGUCAUCUCCGAGUUCUACUCGGGCGUCUACGCCGACUGGGUCUCGGACUCGGUCAACGAGCUCUUCACCUACGACGCUGCGGCCAAGACGCUCCAGGUCACCAGCAACGGCGAGUGCCUCGACGCGUUCCGGGACGGCGACAAGUUUGGCCUCCAUACGUACGCCUGCGACGCCACCAACGUUAACCAGAAGUGGAUCAUCGACGCGGCUGGUCACAAGAUCAAGCACGCGACGCACAGCAACUUGUGCUUGGACGUGGACCCGACCAACUCGACGCACGCGGCGCAGGUCUGGGAGUGUCAUAACGCCAACUCCAACCAGUGGAUCGACGCGGUGGCCUAUUAG
Messenger RNA from Saprolegnia parasitica CBS 223.65, 1530 nucleotides. RefSeq lists its product as hypothetical. The record is from RefSeq and is a predicted model, not a curated record. The coding region runs from base 1 to 1530 and encodes 509 amino acids. The transcript has 2 exons. Gene Ontology annotation, molecular function: serine-type endopeptidase activity. Lineage: Eukaryota; Oomycota; Saprolegniomycetes; Saprolegniales; Saprolegniaceae. Gene Ontology annotation, biological process: proteolysis.